AGGAGAAGAGUGGCAACUGCGCCACACCUCCCUCAUCUCUCCUCGGUCUCGCACCGUCCCCCUCGCCGGCUCGUCGCGGCGGCAGGCGGAGGCGGCUCAGCCCUCGCGCCCUGGCUUCUUCCAUCGACGGCCGCCGGCAAGCUCCACGGCGCCAGCUUCCCCAGCCGGCCAGCCAGCCCUUUAUCAAGACUGCAAGGAGUUUUAUUUUCAGGCAGUGAUAGGCACUUUUCAAUGGCAUGUGCUUCAAAAACCAUUCCAAUUGGUUUUGCCAACUGUGGUAUUUAUGGAGAGACAAGGCUACUCUCACCAAGCUACAAAAACUACCCAAGGAGAUUCUCUUAUAAAUUUCUCAAAGUUCGUGCAGUACAGGGAAAUGAUGGCCGUCGAAGGUUAGUUGACAUAAUCCGAAUCAUCCCUGAACUCUCAAGAAACUAUUUCAGAAGCCGGUCAAGGAGAGCUCUUUUUGGUGGUAUAUCACUUCUGGGUGGCUUUUAUGUGGCGCAAACAAUAUCUCUUUCUUUUGGAGCAUUGGGUGUGAACGAUGUUAUAGCAGCAGUUGUGUGUGUCCUGCUGACUGAAUAUGUAACUAAGUUUUACUACAGCCGGCCUAAGGUUACCUUCCCAUUUGCUCUCCUCAACAACUUCAAGAUGGGUUUCACAUAUGGCCUGUUUAUUGAUGCCUUCAAGCUUGCUAGCUGAACUGAAAUUCUACCUACUGGUGCUUUACAUGGUCUUGAAUCUUGAGAAAUGGCAAUAUGGUGAAGAAAUAGCAUGCCCUUAUGAUUUGAUUAUUGGGACGAGGGAUCUAUAGUUCUGUGGUUUUACUCCUGAGCUUUGUUCUCUUAUGAGAAGGUAGGCUUGUUGCCGGUAUAGUUUUCGAGUUGGUGGAUAGUUUUUCAUGGAUUGGCCCACUUGUGCUAUCCUGUAGUGUGAUGAUGCUACAUAUUUCUUUUGAGAUUUCUGAUUACAUGUGAUUGAAAUCCGGUGUGUACAUAUGCACAUUUCAAGCUAUCUAAUACUGAUCAUCUCAUGAAAAGCUAUGUAAUUUCUAGUGGAACUUUAUUCAGAUUA
Oryza brachyantha (malo sina) is the source of this 1071-nucleotide messenger RNA. RefSeq lists its product as uncharacterized. NCBI's taxonomy places the organism in Eukaryota, Viridiplantae, Streptophyta, Magnoliopsida, Poales, Poaceae. The transcript is spliced from 2 exons. The record is from RefSeq and is a predicted model, not a curated record. Bases 232 to 699 code for a protein of 155 amino acids.